GUCUCUGGAUCGGCGCCGCCCGUGCGCGCCGUUGGCGCAGUGGCCAAAGCGGCUGCGGCAGCUCCGGCGCCGGAGAAGGCUUACCUGGCCUUGGGCCUCCCAGCACCGCAGACAGAGCGCGACGCAGAGGACGACUCUAUGGACGACGAGGAGUCAGCAGACGCCGGCAAGGCUGCAGAG
Messenger RNA from Symbiodinium necroappetens, 180 nucleotides. NCBI's taxonomy places the organism in Eukaryota, Dinophyceae, Suessiales, Symbiodiniaceae. The record is from the annotation of a GenBank genome assembly.